AUGGACGACCUCGCUGCAGCAGGGGUCAAAACUGCAGUUGAGAAAAAUGCCCAGAGCAACUGGACAGGAGGAAAUAACGCAGAGGCGGAAGGAGAGACACACGCAGAGUUAGACUCGCAUAAUUGCGUUGGCAACCCAGUGGGCAUCAACCCAAAGGGGGACCAUUUACUGGCAUCGAAUGAACGGCAAGACGACCAUUUAGAGAAGGAACAAACGGGAGAAAGCAAAACUAAUAAGCUAAUUUUUAACAAAAGAAAUCAUCCGAACAGUUCCCUAAAGUUUGACCAGAAAAACGUGGCAGAAAUGAACAAGUACGAAUAUGCGUACGAAAGGGAGGACGUUUUUUCAUGCGAAGAUGCGUUUGGCGAAUCGGUGGAGAGCAAUAAUUUGAGCUCCUACGAUGAGGAGGAAAGAGAACAGAUCGACCCAUUGAAUGGUUACCAUAAUGGGCAAACCUCUAACAACAACAGAGGGAGUGAGCGACAGAACUGCCAAGUGAUUGUAAGGAUAAAGCCGAGAAUUAAAACGAACAAAUUGGAAAAAGUGAGCAAGCUAAACGAAAAUGAUACCACCGGAAGGGGGGUAAAUUAUGAAGAUGGGAAAAAUAUUAAAUAUAAGAAAAAUUGCCUCUACGUACAUAACCAGAAUUUUUCAUUUGAUAAAAUCUUUUCUGAAGAAACGAAGCAGGUAGAAGUUUACUCAUACCUGUCGGAUACCUUUUUAAAUAAUUUGUUUGAAGGUUAUAACUGUACCAUUUUUGCGUAUGGACAGACAGGGUCAGGAAAAACCUUCACCAUGGGAUUCGACUACAUGAACGAGUUUUCCCAAAGUGUUGGUAUUUUGCCUCGAUUUUUAAAUGAUAUGUUUAAGACAAUUGAGAGGAAAAAAAGGAAAAUCGAUUUUGAUGUGUCAUGUACGUAUAUCGAAAUAUACAACGAAGAAAUUAUCGAUUUGAUAGAUUUUAAGGAAGAAGAUUAUCACGAUAAAGUUAGCCUUAAAAAUGGGAAAAAAAAUAAAAAAAAAAAAAAAAUUAAUAAAAAUAUAUCCAUAAGGGAGGAUAUCAACAAAAAGGAAAUCAUCCUUAUGGGAAUUAAAAAUGAAAAGGUACAAACUGUUCAAGAUGUUUUCACCAUCCUGCAUAAGGGCAAUCUAUUUAGGACCACAGAGAGAACCUUCAUGAAUGAUAAAUCGAGCAGGUCUCACGCAAUCUUCACCGUUAACCUCAUUCAGAGAAAGAAGCAAGCGGCAGAAAGUGAGAAAAACAAGGGAAACCCCCCCGAGGGGAAUCCAAACUGCAGAAACGAACAGGGCGCAGUUAACCAAUUGGGGGAAGAGCAAAAAAGACGCAGCGUAAAUGGUAGUGAUGUAGCGGAAGAGGGAGCUACCAGCAAUGCUGCUGCACACACAAAUGCUGACGAAGGGAAGAAAGAUCUCAAUUUUGCAAAAGAGGGUAAUCAUAACGGGGAUGGACUGGAACACACAAACAAAGCAGAUGUGAUCUGCUCGAAAUUCCAUUUUGUCGAUUUGGCUGGGAGUGAAAGAGCCAAAAGAACCGAAACGAAGGGACACAGGCUGAAAGAAGCAAUCAGCAUUAACUACGGACUGCUCUCCCUAAGCAACGUCAUUUACAGCUUGUCUAGUAAUAAAAAGAGUCAACACGUUCCGUAUAGGAAUUCCAAGCUGACCAGAAUCCUUCAAGACUCCCUUGGAGGAAACAGCAAAACAGUUAUGAUUGCAUGCAUCAGUAUAGACCCCGUAGACUUUUAUGAAUCCUUGAGCACCAUCAAAUAUGCCGCAAGGACUAAGAAGAUUAAAAACACCCCAGUCAUCAACUAUGACAUUAACAGUGUAGUUAUUAACGAUUUGAGGAAGCAACUGUUUAACCUAAAUUUAGAGUUGAAAAAAUACAAAAUUGAAUGUAAAGAUAAAUCAUCUGAGGGGGAUUUUACGAGGGUUAAGGAAUUAACUAGCCAAAAUAAGCUGUUACUGCAAAAGGUGAAAGGCUUAAAGGUGAAGAGGAAGAAAUUAAUUUGCUUGAUAUUUUACUAUAUGGGAUUGUUGAAGAGGCCCAACUAUGCGCCUACUGAUGGUUCACUUCGCUCUAACGUGGUCGAAAGUGUUAGAAGUUGCUCUGUAGGUCUGCUCAACCAAAAGGGGUGCAUCACCCAGGGGGGGGAACCCUGCAUAGGUGGGGAGUUUCCCUCCAAUGAUGGGCAAUCGGUUCCAGGAGGUGCGAGUGCCAUCGUGCAUAGUGGCGAUAGAGCUGGAGAUAACGCUAUCCAUAUUACUUCUGCCCCAGUUUGCAAGAACCGGACGGUCGUGCCGGACGUCCCUCCGAGUGGCGGUGCUCUAAGUAGUGCCCCUCCAAGUGGUGCUCCUCCAUGUGGCGGUCCUCCCAGCAGGCCCCAUUUCACCAUGAGCGUAGAUUCCUUUUUUCAAAAAAGGGGCAACCUAGAUAAAGAAGACGCCGCAAAUGUGAACAGCAAAUUUUCCGAACCGGGCAAGUCAACCCAUGAUGGCCUUUGCUCAAGCGGUAUGGCCCCCCUCACAAUGAAAGGCACCCCCAUGGGAGAUGCAAAAUCGUGUCACUCCUGCGGAUUGAAACAGAGUAGCAACGAACACAUAGUCGAGAAGAACAGCAAAAAGGAACACGACAUGAACGUAGUAGUAAGUGGUGGUUCGUACGAAGUGGACACGUGUGAAACCUGCCACUGCGUUGAGAGGCCCUCCCUGCAAAAGAGGGAUGACCAGACGGUGCACAUGAACAGAGCAACGCAUGAUAAUCGAAGCAUUUUUCAAGAAAGUGUGAUGUGGUGGGCAGAUAACGCCAAUGAGGGGGACCAUCUAACCAGUGUGCCAAAAGACCCCCCCGGGGAACUCUCACCAAAUGUGAUGGAACCUCCAAAGAAAGAUGCACCAAAAGGGGACACCCUCAAUGGAAACAACAGCCUAUGUACCACGUGCCAGACAAAAAAUUUGGUCGAAGAUAGGGAAGAUGCUUGCGACUCUGAUUUCAACACGCUAGAGGAAAAAUACCUAUUCGUGAAUUUAGAGGAAGAUAAAAGGUGCGUAGAAAACUUGUUCAGGCAGUUUGAGCUGAACCGGUAUAAUGAGAGGAAGCUGAGGGACCUAAACAAAAAGUACAUUUCAAUUUUUGAAAAGAAUAAGGCGUACGAAAAGAAAAUUGACGAAUUGAAGAAAAUGGUGAAGAGGAUGAAACGGUGUGCAAAGCUCAGCUCGGAGGGGAGGUACGGCGGGGGGAAGAGGAAGAAGAAAAAAGCGCCAAAGGGGGGAAGAAGUGGAAGGAGUGAAAGAAGUGAAAGAAGUGGUAUACGUGGUAGAGAUGUUGGAGCUGUCGUAGGGGGUGCAAAGGCGGGACCCCCCAAUCGGCAGAACCGCCCAGAUGGAAGGAAAAAACUGCCCCACAGUCCGCCUCAGGACGACAAUUUCUAUCCGCCGAACUGCGACCACUUUAGCGAUGUAGAAUUCGAGAGAGAAAUGAAAAGGAAAAUGUUAAAACACUUUGCAAGAAAGAAGAACCUCACGGAUACGGAAGUCAGUGCGAAGGGGCUUAACUCAUUUUGUGCUUAUGGGACAGGCGGGUGUCAUGAACAGACCCGGCUAAUGGAUCUGCUUCACCAAAAUUUGAAUCAUCACAAAAAGGAGAUCAGCCUGAUUGACAACCCACAGUUGAACAGCUGCUUGGUAAGCGCAGGAAGGCACAGAAAAGUGAGAAGUAGGAGGAGGAGAAAAAUGCUACUUUACGAGAAUAAUGACAGCGCGUCUUCAAAUUUUAUAUACUCAAGUAACAACGUUGAUUUGGGCCUAUUUGAUGACACCGCUGAAGUGGGGGAGAUCCCUAUGGGCAGUAACGGCAGGAGGGGGGGACCCACAAAUGGGGAAAAGGGAACCCCCAGAGGUGUGCCAGAUGAAAGGAAAAAAAAGCAAGUCCAAAUGGAAGUAACGGAUAUUUCACACCCGUAUGACCAUUUCGUGGGAAGUGGCAAAAUGGAUGACCUCCACUUUGUGAAUUGCGCAGGGGGGGAGGUCAACCCGAAAUGGCACACAAGCGAUGAGGAGGACGAGAAGAUAACCGUGGAGGAGCACUCCGAGGAUGACACAUGCGAGAGCAGCCCCUCCAGCAGCGAUGACCGAAGUGGCCGCAGCAGCGGCAAUGUGUCCCCCAAAUUUCUGAAGAACAAACUGAAUAAGCUGCAAAAAAUUAUCAAAGAAGACAUAUGCAAAAUUAAAAGAGUGAACAGGGAGAAAGAAGAAUACAACGCGAAAAAUGAACUCCUCACGAACAGCAUAAUGAGUCUGAAAAAGAAGCUGCACUAUUUGCAGGUCAGCAGUCAGAAUGAUAAGAAUUGCAAGAAGAUAGAAAACAUGAAGGGAGAAAUCCAAAGAAUAACAAAUGAAAAGCAGAAGAUUCAAAAAAAAUUAAACGACAAUGAGCAACAAAUUAAGCACUUAAAGGUAGACAUUUUGAAAAUGAAGAGUAACUUUUUAAAAACGAGCACUUUGUUGAAGGAAGAACAGAGGAAGCAUACCAACAUUAUUCGCAAAAAAGAAAAUAUAAUUACCAAGUUGCAUGAACGAGAAGAACAUUACAUUAAUAAACUUAAAAAAAAGGAAGAAAUAAGCAAGCAGGCAUAUUCAAAAUUGCUCAAAAGGAAUCAAGAACUAAAUGAGGAAUUAAAAAAGUUAAAAAAAAAAGGGCCAAGUGGCAAUGCCAGACGGGGUGACAGAAAGAAGGGCCAAGAAAAUCGGCCACCUGAGGGGAUCAUCAAACGAAACAAAUUUGACGGUGUCUCCACACGGGUUAAGAAGGUCACGUCGGACGGGAUGCGCAUCUCCACUCCGUUACGCGAUGGCGAUGUGCACCAUUAUGAUCACCCUGAUGAUGGUAACAACGGUGGUGGUGACCAGCACAGGGAGGAUGCCACGUCUCUCCAGAACGACGACUAUAAUGCCUCGCCCCUAAGCACCAUCCUCUCCGAUGGGGUCAAAUCGCUGUACCUAAAUUCGAGUCCCUCUGUGUGUAACCCAGAAAAUAACCUUUUUCCCUCCCACUCAUUUUAUAUGUUCAAUAAGAGCGAGUCCAAAUUUCAGAGCAGCUUCAAAAAUGAUGCGAAAAUUAAAAACUACUUGAGGGAGUUUUUGAAAAAGAAAAAGAAGCUCAGCUCCAUUAAGGCAAAAUUGGACAAGGAAAAAAGUAUGAACAGACAGGUUAGGAAAAUUCUGCAGGCCCUGUAUGUGAAGAGGAAAAAUGAAGAUGAAGAAGGGGAUCGUGAGCAGGACGGUUCCCCCAGGAGAAGCACACCCAUAGGGGUAGAAGACAAAUCCGCGCAAAUAAAUCGCACUACUAAUGAAGGUGAAGAUCGAGAGAGUAGCGCCGGACAGCCCAUGACAGAGCAACCACUUCGCAACAGAGUGACCACUGCUAAAAUGGAGCAAAACGUUCGCGAUUGUCAAAGCGAUGGUAAGGACAGCAUACCUGUUAAAGAAAAUUUCCCCCCUGUGGAGGACAAAGACGGGGGAGAAAACCCGCCAAUUUUAUUACGCGAUGAAAAAAUGGACGAAGAGGUAGCAUAUUACGAAAACAAGCUGAAAGAAUCGAAUGAACUUUUAAAAAAACUAAAAAGGGACAUCAUCACGAAGAAGGAAGAAUUCAUUUUACAGAAAGUCGUGAAGCAUUUGUUGAAGAAGUUAUAUUUCAAUUUUAACAAAAGGAAAGAAAGUGAAAGAAAAAUAAAAUCUUUAAAAAAAUUUAUCUAUUCAGAAAAUUUGUUCAUAUCCAAAAUUUACAACUUUUUUUACCUUACAAAUGUGGCCAACAAUUUAACACUACCCAUUGGUUGUAACUCCCAUUUGAAUAACCACUCCAUGGUCUCUUUUUAUUCGAACCAGAUAAAUGACCCACGUGAGGGUCACCCCAAUGGAGGGUUUCACUUGACUUGUGCAGAGAGGCAACUGAAGAAUAACAAUGCGGGGUUGAGUGCCCUUUUACCGCUCUACAAAUUUGACCAAUUUAAGAAGGUCCUUCCACGAAACGGCGCAGCGAAUGGCCUGCUGGACGGCAGAAGGAGAAACACCUUCAGCAGCUCGAUGGGCAUCAACCCCACCGCUGAGGUGAACCAGAACUUGACAAAUUUGAAAAAGAGGAGCUAUAAAAGUAGGCUAAUCGAAAAUUUGCACCUCAGCCGGUUUAACAAGAGGAGAGUUGUUCUGUGCAGAAGUGACAACUUGGUUGAAAGUGGCAAAAAUGGCGAAAGUGGCGAAAAUGGAAAAAAUGGCAAUUUUGAAACCAAAUGGGGGAAGAGAUAUUCGGACGGGUUCUCCUUAAACAGAAUGCGCGACGCACACGAGGGGGUUGGACUUGAGGCUAAGUUUAACGGAGGGGCGCCCGCUGAAGAGGGGAUACACCACCUCCCCAAAGGGUAUGAGCAAAUAAAUUGGAUGCCAAAUGAAGGGGCAAAAAAUGUCAACCUGAGUGCGCUCAACCUGUUGCAUGAUAACAAUAUUUUUGGCAAAAGCGAAAAGGGGAGCUUCAUUCGUAGAGUGCAUGGUGACAGCGGGGGGGGAGAAGACCAAUCGGUAAACGCGAUGGACGCGGUGGACGCGAUAGCCGCCGUAGAUGUAGAUGAACGCUCCCUUGAGCAGACAAACCAUCAUGCGCUGCCAAAUGUAAGAAUGAAAAGGAAGUCCAUAGACAACUGCUACCUUUACGCGAGUAAGCAGAAUGGCGACAAUUUCCUCGACUACUACCAAGACGUCUUUUCGCGGGGGCAUUACGAUGUGAACGGUGCGAAGGGGGAGGAAGAAAAGACACAGAGGGACGUCACCACUUCGGACCCAAGCCAACGUUUCUUAUGCGGUAAAUCUGGAGGAGAGCCCUACCAAGGAGCGGAGGCACCACAGAGGGAAUCACCCCUUUGCAAUAGCAAAUGUGAUCAGAUGAAGUCCUCUCCAAUCGAUUUGUGUGUACACCCCCCUACUGCAAAUACAACCAUCGGUAGUGACGCUUUUUCAAAAGGAAGAAAUGAAUUCGCAGCGUCGAAGCGGUUAGAGGGACGCGUUCCACACGGGGGUUGCAACCCUCCGGGGAAAAAAGGAGACCAUGUUUCCUCUAGCAUGAAAAGGGGUAGCCAAGAAUUAAACAGUGCAUUGACGAACGUGCGCACUGAUGGUGAGGACUGCUCAUCAAUCGACACAGCGAAAAAGGGGGAGGGCAGGAUUGGAGGAAAGUACGACAAUGGAGAGUGCUCGGCAGGCAUUGGCACCGGCAUGUAUAGCAGCCCAUGUGGCAUCCCCAUCGCGGAAGAAAGCAAGGCGAAUUUGUUGCCCUCGUCGGGGCGGACCGAUCAACUUUGGGGAGAGAACAAAUUGGACUUCAAUUUGGCCCCAAGGCAAAUGAGCGGUAAUGGAACCCACAAGGAGGAUGGCAGCCGAGACCCCAUCGAGGGUAACCACAAACAGGAAGUAACAACAGAGGUGGGCCAAACGGUGCGCUCCCUCAACGUUUCCAGUGCAGAUGGAGUGAAGAAAAGGCAGCCAAAGGUUUGCUCCAUCAAAUCGAAGAGCGCCGACGGGAAUAGCAGGAUUAGUGGUGGCGUCUCUAACGUCAAACGUGCUUGCAAAGAGAAGGAAAACAAAUCGAGUGAUGCCUCUUUGGAUGGGACAAACGUGACGAGGGAGGCGAACAACACGGAGGUGCGGAAUAUAAAUUCGGAGGAGGAAUCCCAGAUGCGAAGUAAAAACACCUCAAUAGAUGCCGAAACGAAGUUGGGGAAGAAGGCGGGUAUAAACAAAUUGCCAGCGAACCAGACGGAGGGACCACUCCACCACACUGUGUUAGUGCAGAAGGGGGACGACACCUCGCAUAAGGCUCAAGGGGCAAAGCUCCAAAUGGACUCCUCAUCAACUGCCCAGUGGAACAGCAGAACAAAUAGGGAUGAACCCAACUGCGGGGGUUAUGGCAAACCAAACGACGGGGGGGAGGGAACCCAAAGUAACAAUCUACAAUACGGAAUCAACAGGGAAGAUUUUAAAAAGAUAGAAAAGAUACACGAGGAGAGCAUCAACAUCUUCAAAAACAAAAUGAACGACAUAGGCAUGAGCAGCGAAUCGUUCGGUAGCCUCCACAUGAUGGAAAAAAAAAUCAAAGGAAAUUUUGCCAACAGUGGGAACUACGAUGGGGAUAAUACUAUGGGAGAAGAAUUCCCAUUGAACAAGGGGACUACACAGAAAAGGUACAAAACUUUGUGCAUGAAAAAUUGCCAUAAAUAUGGGGUUAGUGGAUUAUGUGUUAAAGGAUCAAGUAGUAAAGAUCUAACCAUUUUGAGUAGCUCAAUAAAUAAUAUAAAGCUAUGGGAUGGUAAAAAAGCUGUGUGGAAUUAUGACCAUGUGAAUUUAAAAAAUGAAAAGAGCACAUUUAUAAACAGCUUAAUUGUGUCCUUUCAAAAUAAUUGCUUUUUCGCUGGCAUCAACAGUUAUGUGCACCUAUUUGACAUUAGAACGAACCCUGUGUCUUUACAGAAAUAUUACUACAGCGAUAAAAAUGAUGGUAGCUUGUUGAUUUCGCUUCUAAAUGAUAAGUCAGAUUAUGUGCCUUUUUUGCUACAAAAUGGGUGCACCUCCACUUUUAGCGGUGUGGCGGCAGAUGGGGAUUACACCUACGGAGGUGUGCAAAAUGUAAUCGAGCGAAAUGCAGUUGAAGAUGCGGUUGGGCAGGAGCCAUGGGACACCUCCCUUAAGCACCCACUCUCCAGGGAAUGGCAAGAAGAAAACGUUACCAGUGCGAUCCACGAAAAUGGCAGCAGAAACGUUGCCAGUGCGACCCACGAAAAUGGCAGCAGAAACGUUGCCAGUGAGGCCCACGAAAAUGGCAACAAAAAAAUGGGCAGUGCAACCCACCAAAGCUGCCACGAACGGGGAAACCAAACCAGCACCCUUUGCCAUGGCAAAGCAGACGCAGCUGAGGAAGACGCAAGGGACAAAUUAAAACCCAUAAGAGAUGCAGAGAAUUUCCAGUCCGAGUAUUGCAUAUGUGCCUGCGGAAAUGAAAACUUUAUUAAAGUUUUUGACAUAAGAAAAAAUGACGACAAUAUGUGGCUAGCCAAAAUACCAAUAACAAAUAAAAUCGAAUACAUAACACAAAUUCCGAUGAAAAAAAAUGGAAAAAAUAUUACAAAGGAUUCGAAUAUAUUAAAAAAUAUAAUAAUAGCUAGCAGAGAUAAGACGGUCAAAAUAUGGAAGAAAGGAUGGGUAUCUUUUUACCCCCCCUCAUACGACUGGUGCACUUCUCUCUCCAAUUUUAACCUUUCAGAUUUGAUGAUAAAUAAAGGUACCCCAAGUCUACAGGAGGAGUCAGCUGAAUAUGCAAAUAAUUUGUUCAACUAUGAUUCGCUAAUCGUGUCUGGAAGCAGAGAUUCUCACCUGCGCUUUUGGCUUUACGCGACGGACAGCACCACGAAUGAGUUUAACCGGUUCAUGAAAAUUGUUAAAAAUGCCCACAUGGUUGACAUAACGAGUAUAGCCAAGUAUCAAACCAGCGGCUUGGUUACGGCGGACAGGGACGGCUUUAUCCAAAUGUGGGACUGCAACUUAUCCGUGAAUGACAACGAGAAGGCCUUACUAGAUAUGGACAUUUAUAGUAGCCAACUAAAUUUGGCGGUUAACAAAAUGGGGAAGACGCUCAGGCACUCACCAAAUGCUAUCAACAAGGUCGUCUGUUAUGAAAACCACUUUUUAACUGCCUCAAGUGACGGGUCCAUUAAAAUAUUUAGCGAAAAAUAAGCGCAUAGCAUUUCACCCGUACAGAUUAAUAUGUGUAACGUGUUUUUAAUUCCCAGUGGGGAUGUAGCCAUUUUUUUUUUUAACUUUUCAUUUUUUUUUCCAAAAAAUGGGGAUAUAUGGUAUACCCCAAAAUGGAUUAAUGCGAUGAACAUUUCAACGACG
Messenger RNA from Plasmodium vivax (malaria parasite P. vivax), 9960 nucleotides. Its product is annotated as WD domain, G-beta repeat domain containing protein. The transcript has 3 exons. Bases 1 to 9798 code for a protein of 3265 amino acids. Lineage: Eukaryota; Apicomplexa; Aconoidasida; Haemosporida; Plasmodiidae. The record is from RefSeq and is a predicted model, not a curated record. Gene Ontology annotation, molecular function: microtubule motor activity; microtubule binding; ATP binding. Gene Ontology annotation, biological process: mitotic spindle organization; microtubule-based movement.